Helobdella robusta is the source of this 522-nucleotide messenger RNA. RefSeq lists its product as hypothetical. Gene Ontology annotation, cellular component: nucleus. NCBI's taxonomy places the organism in Eukaryota, Metazoa, Annelida, Clitellata, Rhynchobdellida, Glossiphoniidae. The record is from RefSeq and is a predicted model, not a curated record. Gene Ontology annotation, biological process: chromatin remodeling. The transcript is spliced from 2 exons. Bases 1 to 522 code for a protein of 173 amino acids.
AUGGUCCAGGAAGUACGCAACAGUGGAGGGAUGUUGCGUAAAAUCGGGCGUCCCUUCCUGGAAUAUCAGACUUGGCACUUUAAAUACUGGACGCUCCAUGGAGAUCGUCGACAUGCUGGAAAGCAAAGGGUUGACAUCUGUUCUCUGCAGGAAACAAGAUGGAAAUCAAAUGGUGUCUCUCAUUGGGCGUUACAAGUUGUUCUGAAAUGGCUAAAAGACAGCCCAAAAUGGAGUGGGAAUCUUCAUAUGGGAAUCACUGACACAAAAUGUACUGGAGAUGCCAAAAGUGACUUCUGGAACACACUCUCAGAUACCGUCAGGAAAACACCAUCAUCAGAGAUACCAUUGAUAUGUGGCGACCUCAACGGCCAUGUUGGAGGUAAAGCAAAUGGGUUUCACGGUGUCCAUGGAGGCUUUGGCUACGGGUUUCAAAACGAAGACGUUAUAAGGAUUCUGGAAUUUGCUGAAAGCCAUGAACUCUUUCUGUUAAACACUUAUUUCAAGAAGAAGCAGAACAUUUAA